UUGUAGAUAUUCUAGUGAUAAUGAAUUUCCUCACUUUUGUAUUUUUCACUUCGUUUCGAAAACCGUAAUAGGCCUCUAGGUAUGUAGUUGUGCCGGUUUUGAAAUGCAUCAAUUAUCAGUUGACGUCAUUAUACUGACCGUGUAGGCCAGUGCAUUCAAGCCUCGAGCCAUUCAACAAAAGAAGAAAAAGGAGACACCAUUAUACCAAGUAGAAAAACGGCGAAACGUAAAAUGGAAGAAAUGUUGAAAAUGUUGGCUAUAGAACUGUACGAUGUCCAGGCUCUGAAAUUCGGCGAUUUUAAAACGAAAGUUGGAUUAAGAACGCCAAUAUAUUUCGAUCUGCGAGUGAUAAUUUCAUAUCCGAAACUAAUGUCUAAUUUGGCGAAAGCUCUGUGGACUCUUCCGGAUGACGUUACAAAAGUGUCUCAAAUUUGCGGAGUUCCUUACACAGCAUUGCCAUUAGCCACCUUGAUCUCGGUUGACAAUGAGAUUCCAAUGUUAAUGAAAAGAAAGGAGGCAAAAUCGUAUGGCACAAAAAAACUGAUUGAAGGCGUGUUUUCACCUGGUGAUAAUUGUGUGAUCAUUGAGGAUGUUAUCACGAGUGGUAGUAGUAUUUUGGAAACCAUUGAUGCUUUGAAGAAAGAACAACUGAAUGUAACGGAGGCAUAUGUGAUAAUCGAUAGAGAGCAAGGUGGUAGAAAAAAUCUCGAGGAUCAUGGAAUCAAGGUCAAGAGUUUAUAUGUAAUCACGCAGCUCAUGCAAUAUCUUUUUGAGGCUGGAAAGAUCACGCUGGAAAUUGUCAAGGAUGUUGACAAUUAUCUGGCAAAAAACCAAGCACCAACUCUUUCCAUUCAAGGGAGUAUAACUACACCAAAUGACAGAUUGAAGCUGCCAUAUUGUAAACGCGCAAAGUUAGCAAAAAAUUCAUUGGCUUCGAAAUUAUUAGAAUUAAUGGAGUCUAAGCAAACCAAUCUGUGUUUGGCGGCCGAUUUGAAAAAAACGGACGCGAUUUUAGAAUUAGCAGAUGUAGCUGGACCUCACAUUGUAGUGUUGAAAACCCACGUAGACAUCAUAGAAGACUUUAACGAGAAUUUUGUUCUUCAAUUAAAGGAGCUUGCGAAGCGGCACCAAUUUUUACUGAUGGAAGAUCGCAAGUUUGGUGAUAUUGGCAAUAUAGUAUCGUUGCAAUACAGAUAUGGUUUAUAUAAAAUCGCCGAAUGGGCUGAUUUGAUCACAGUGCAUCCGGUAUCUGGUGCGUCUGUCAUUGACGCGCUAAAAAAAGGUUUGGAGAACAUCUUGGAACCUCGCGGUAUUUUCCUUGUUGCCGAAAUGUCUUCGAAAGGUGCGUUGACCACCGGUGAUUACCUGAAAAGCGCAGUGUCGAUGGCAGAGGAGGCUUCUGAUCUGGUAGUCGGUCUCGUAUGUCAAUCUAAUCUUUCUGCGCAACCCGGACUGCUUCAAUUGACACCUGGUGUUAAAUUAUCUAAGAGCGAUGAUGGAUUAGAUCAACAGUACAAUAAUCCGGAAUCAGUUAUCGAUGCAGGUGCCGAUUUGGCUGUUGUCGGUAGAGGUAUCACGGAAGCCUCUUAUGGUGUUUUAAAGGCUACUUUAGAAUACAAAAAACAGCUUUGGAAUGCAUACAAGAAACGAAUAACUUCAUCUGAUAUAUGAUAAUAACAUAUAUAAUUUAUAAGCUAUUUUUAUAUAAUUUUUCCUCGUAUACAGCUGGAUCUGUAAUAUUUUAAACUGUAAUUAUCUAUUCUUAUUUUGAGAUAAUGUUUUACAUAUCAGAGAUUUACUUCUAAAUAUUUUUUCUCCAAUAUAUGAGAAAUAUAUAAUUGUAUAUUUUUAUAAAAUAUUAUAUAUAUAGUAUAACUCAGAUUAUAAUAAAAUUGAAUGUAAAAUGAUUUCUAAAAUUAUAUUGUUUAAAAAUUUAUCUUUAUCAUACAGAUAAAUAUGAUGUGCCAUAGACUAAAAGAAAUAUAUAAUCUGAUUAUAUAAGCAGACUAAUUAAAAAAGUUAUUUUAUCUUUUAUAUACGAUAUGUACUUUUAUAUAUACUUUUGAAAUUAUAUAAUAAGAAGAAGGAAUUAUUAUACAUAUGUGAAACUUGUUAUCAUUCCUUAUAUAUGUGUGUAUGUAUAUUUUUAUUCCACAGAAUAAUUAUAAGUUAAUUUAUAUAUAUAUGUACAAUUUAUUACAUAGAAAUGAUAAAUUAAGAUGCAUUAUUUUUCUAUAAACUGUACAAUGUUUAAAUAUGUUGAAUAUAAGUGUUUAAAUGUAA
Messenger RNA from Cataglyphis hispanica, 2283 nucleotides. RefSeq names its product uridine 5'-monophosphate synthase (gene r-l). Gene Ontology annotation, molecular function: orotate phosphoribosyltransferase activity; orotidine-5'-phosphate decarboxylase activity. Lineage: Eukaryota; Metazoa; Arthropoda; Insecta; Hymenoptera; Formicidae. Bases 232 to 1671 code for a protein of 479 amino acids. Gene Ontology annotation, biological process: 'de novo' pyrimidine nucleobase biosynthetic process; 'de novo' UMP biosynthetic process. The transcript has 4 exons. The record is from RefSeq and is a predicted model, not a curated record.